AUGGCUGCGCCACCGCAUUCCUCCUCGUCGCAGCUCUUUAGCGACGACUCAUCACUUUUAGAGGCAUUAGCACAUGUAGUCACACCCCAAGCAAGCAAGGCUGCGCCGCAAACUGUGCACGCUGUCGACAGUGCACCGUCCAGUCCGACGCUUACAGACGCUCCGCCGUCGCCGGCGGCGGAGGCACACGCACGCAAAAGCCCAGCCUCGUACAUGGAGGGAGAAGCGUACAGUGGAGUCGAGUUUGGCGAAUGGGGGCAGUACAUGCGCAACAAGCGCGCUAAGCUACGUGUGCAACAGGAUGCGAUUCGCGAGCGCCAUUGCGUAUCGGACGCAUUGCAGGGCUGCGUCAUUUAUAUCAACGGGCGCACGCAGCCGCCGUAUGCCGAGCUACGGCGUAUGAUUAUGGAGCAUGGCGGCCAGGUGCUGCCGUACCUGGACCAGAAAGGGCCAUGCACACAUAUCGUUGCAUCGUCGCUCACGCCGCGCAAAGUAGAAGCGUUUCGCAGGUACCGCGUGGUGCUGCCAAGCUGGAUUGUCGAGUGCUGCAGAGUACGAAAAAAGGUGGACUGGACACUGUGGCGAUGCCCAAGUAUGGACGUGCAAGGGCAUGCCCCGCUGUUUGAAAAGAGGGAGGAACAUGCGGCGAAGGCGGUGCAGCGGACGGCGUGGCGUGCACAGAGCGUUGAGAAUGAUAUGCGAAGUGUGCAGUUGGCGAUGGAGAAGGCCGAGCAUGAGAGCGAUGAUGUGCAGCAAAGCACGGAAUGUGAGCUGAACGAUGGAGCACACACCCCCGCUGCAUUUCAUCAACGCACAGCUAUUCCAAGCGAUGCACAGCACGAUGCAAGAAAACAGCUGUCAAGUUCGCCACCCCCUCUUCCCCCCGCCCAUUCUCCUUCCUCCGCUUACUAUACCGGUGCAGGGAACCAACAUGCCGCGUCCCUCAUGGCCAGUCCAUCGUGGCGUGCCGAGCACACGGCCGCCAACAGCGAGUUUCUAAACGGCUACUACGCCAGCAGCCGCCUGCACCACCUGAGCACCUGGAAAUCGAAUCUACAGGACCUUGUCGCUCAAGCCACCACGGAAUCGGCCCGGCCACCCAUGGAUGCACUUUUGCACGGCAUGGCGCGCGUCAUUAUGCAUGUGGAUUUCGAUAGUUUCUUUGUGAAUGUCAGCCUGCGGUCCCACUCGGAGCUGCGCACAAAGCCGGUCGCGGUAUGCCACGCACGUCAAGGCGACAGUGUAUCGAGCACGUCGGAAAUCGCGUCCUGCAAUUACAUUGCGCGCUCUUUCGGCGUGCGCAACGGCACGAGCCUCGGGCAUGCACGCAAAUUGUGUCCCGAUAUCCACACCCUGCCCUACAUGUUUGACGCGUACUACGAUACCUCACUCCGCUUUUACACGCUGCUUACGCGCGUAGCCGACGCACUCGAGGUCGCGAGUGUCGACGAGGCGCUCAUCGAUGUCAGCUGCCUGCUUGCCUCGCUGCAAAGCGGCGUAUGCAGCACCGAGCCAGCGCUGCACAGUGCGUACGAAAUGCAUCUGCCCACCUCGCCCACCGCCGCGCACGCCCUUGCCGAAGCACUCCGCGACAUGAUAUGCGAUGCGACGCAGUGCACUGCCAGUAUCGGCAUUGGCGCCAACGUUUUGCAGGCGCGCCUCGCUACGCGGCGAGCGAAGCCAAACGGCGCAUUCCAUCUCGAGGCACACGCGCUGGAGUCGUUUAUGGCGCCGCUGCAAGUGCGCGAUUUGUGGGGCGUGGGCUGGAGUCUCUGCGAUCGGUUUCAUUCCUGGCUUGGAACACGCAAGGUGGGCGAGAUUAUUGCACGCACAGACGAAGCCCAUCUGGUGCGUCAGUUUGGGCCGAAAAUGGGCAAAACACUGUGGGAUAAGCUGCACGCGCGCGAUACAAGCACGCUGCAAGCCGCGCGCGCGCGCGCAAGUGUCGGUGCACAUAUCAGCUGGGGCGUGCGUCUAAGCGAUACACCCCAACUCGUUGCUUUUGUCGAGCGUGUAUGCGCCGAAGUCGCACAGCGCGCUUCGCGACUCGAGCUGGUGGGAGCGCAACUUUCUGUCCAGGUCAUGCAGCGCGCAAAGGAUGCGCCGACAGAGGCGCCCAAGUUCCUUGGGCAUGGCCGAUGCACGACGCACCACCGCUCCAGCAAGCUCCAUCCGACGUGCGAGGCGCGUGCUUUGAUGCAUGCCGCAUGGCCGCUCGUGCAGAGCUUGCGUAUUCCGCCGCAGGACGUGCGUGGGCUUGCGGUUAGUUUGCAGCGCCUCCAGCCCAUGCUUCGACGUAUGGAGCAGCCGCGCUUGGCAUUUCCCGUGCUUCCUUCGGCAGAUGCUGCCCUGGAAGGGAGCGAAGCGAGUGCGUCAAGUCCUCCUUCUCCUUCUUUCCAUAUUCCCCCUGCCUCCCAGCUGGAUCUCGACACCGUUGCACAGUUGCCCCCCGCGAUGCGCGCGUGCAUCGAAGCCCGCAUCGAGCAGAACGUGAUGGGCGCAUCGGCGGCGCACUUUGCCGCCCAAGCGCCGCACGUACCCUCGGCAAGCUUAGAGGCUCAGGCUGCACCACUCGGGCUGGACGCCGAGGUGCUGGCACAGCUGCCGACGCCGCUGCGCCACGAAAUUCUGCACGCGGCUGCGCCGCAAACGCCGCACCGCACCGCGAAACGCCACGCUUCCUCCUCACCUCGCACGCCAGGAUUCGGCCAGAAAUGCAAGAAAAGUCCAGCGCGGCGCGCACACAGCGUCUCGCCCGCCAAGCACGCAACGCUCGCCGUGUCCCCACCCAAGAAUUCUGCAUUUCCAGCGCUACAUGCACUCGCAAUCGACCCGGACGUGUUUUACGCGCUUCCUGCGCAUGUACAGGCAGACGUGUACGCCGAGCACAUGGCCGCACACACGCACAAGACGAAACUGCGCAAAGAGAAGGCCAAGGCGCCCGAACGUACCGCGGCGCAGCGUCGGCGGCACGAAGCAGAGGCUGCUGUGCAAUACGAGGCCAAUAUCCGGCUCCGUGGCGCGCGGUUUCCAGACAGCGACCCGGUCGUGCAAGAGGCAAAGAAGUGCGUUGGGGAGAGUGUAGGGCGCGAUCCGCGCGCGUCGCUUGUUUCAGCACCGUCGACGCAUACGGGAAUGCUGCACCCAUACCUGCCACUGGCGACGUUUCGGGAUGCCGUGCGCGACUGGUACGCUACGUGCGGGCAUGCUGCACCGAACCCUGCAGAUGUGGCACGCUUUGAGUGCGUAUUGCUUGCGUGCGUGCGUGCACAGCCGCCGGCACUAGGCACCAUUUCUGGUAUGCUUGCGUGGCUUGCGUACCUUGUUGAGAACGGCGUGCCUGCAUGGAAGGAGGCGUAUGCGCGCGUCGAUAGUGCUGUGAAGGAGGCGGUCGUGGCGCAUGUACGUGGCCGGCUGGCAUGA
This is a messenger RNA of Malassezia vespertilionis, 3423 nucleotides long. It is a transcript of the gene REV1, whose product is annotated as deoxycytidyl transferase. Gene Ontology annotation, biological process: error-prone translesion synthesis; error-free translesion synthesis. Bases 1 to 3423 code for a protein of 1140 amino acids. Gene Ontology annotation, molecular function: deoxycytidyl transferase activity; DNA-directed DNA polymerase activity; damaged DNA binding. The transcript has a single exon. NCBI's taxonomy places the organism in Eukaryota, Fungi, Basidiomycota, Malasseziomycetes, Malasseziales, Malasseziaceae. The record is from RefSeq and is a predicted model, not a curated record. Gene Ontology annotation, cellular component: nucleus.